Fraxinus pennsylvanica is the source of this 1791-nucleotide messenger RNA. Lineage: Eukaryota; Viridiplantae; Streptophyta; Magnoliopsida; Lamiales; Oleaceae. The record is from the annotation of a GenBank genome assembly.
AUGGAGUCGGAGGACGAUAUGGAGCUGAUGAUGGACGAUUCGAACGACGACGAUGAAUUCUUCGGUGGCGGAGGAGAUGAUGAUGACGACGACCUGGAUGACGUCAUCAUGGAUUACGAUGGCUUCAUUGACCAUGAUUCGGAUGACUCCGAUGACCUGUCAUCCUCCCAUUCACACCACCAGCAUCAUCAUCGAUCGCAGAACUAUACAAUUUUGAGUGAAGCUGAUAUUCAGCAACUGCAACAGGAAAAUAUUACGAAAAUAUCUAUGGUUCUUUCAAUUCCAAGGGAUGCUGCUAGCAUUUUACUCCGCCACUAUAACUGGAGUGUUAGUAAAGUGAACGAUGAAUGGUUUGCGGAUGAAGAAAAUGUCCGUAAGGCUGUUGGUUUGUUAGAGAAUCCCAUCCCCCUUCCUGCUGCUAAAGAGCUAACUUGUGGAAUAUGCUUUGAAACAUAUCCUUGUGAUAGGAUGAGUGCUGCUGCCUGUGGUCAUCCCUUUUGUGUCACGUGUUGGCAAGGGUAUAUUAGCACAGCCAUUAAUGAUGGCCCCGGCUGUUUGAUGUUACGCUGCCCUGACCCAUCCUGUGGCGCUGCAGUUUGUCAGGACAUGGUGAAUAAAUUGGCUUCCGAAGAUGAUAAAGAGAGAUAUAAUCGCUACUUCCUUAGAUCAUUUGUUGAAAAUAAUAGGAAAACCAAAUGGUGUCCUGCACCAGACUGUGACCAUGCUGUAGAUUUUAUUAUUGGUGGUGGAAACUAUGACGUUACUUGUCAUUGCUCAUACAGUUUUUGCUGGAAUUGUGCUGAGGAAGCCCAUCGUCCAGUUGACUGUGGAACUGUAGCAACAUGGAUAUUGAAAAACACAGCUGAGUCUGAAAAUAUGAAUUGGAUAUUGGCUAAUUCCAAACCUUGUCCGAAGUGCAAGCGGCCAAUUGAGAAGAACCAAGGUUGCAUGCAUAUUACAUGCACUCCACCCUGUAAAUUUGAGUUUUGCUGGCUCUGCCUCGGUUCAUGGACAGAACAUGGUGAAAAAACAGGUGGUUUCUAUGCUUGCAAUCGUUAUGAGGUUGCUAAACAAGAAGGAUUGUUUGAUGAAACUGAAAAACGAAGAGAGAUGGCUAAAAACUCUUUAGAAAGAUAUACACAUUAUUAUGAAAGAUGGGCUACCAACCAAUCGUCUAGGCAAAGGGCACUGGAAAAUUUACAUCAAAUGGAAACUGUACAUCUGGAAAAGCUGAGUGAUAAACAGUGUCAACCCGAAUCUCAGCUGAAGUUCAUAAUAGAGGCCUGGCUACAGAUUGUUGAAUGUAGACGGGUUUUGAAAUGGACAUAUGCAUAUGGAUAUUAUUUACCCGAGCAUGAACGGGCCAAGAAGCAGUUCUUUGAGUACUUACAAGGUGAGGCUGAGUCUGGUUUGGAACGGCUUCAUCAGUGUGCAGAGAAGGAAUUUCAAGGCUACCUCAAUGCUGGGGGUCCAUCAAAAGACUUUAAUGAGUUCCGCACAAAGUUAGCUGGAUUGACCAGUGUGACUAAGAAUUACUUUGAGAACUUGGUCCAAGCUUUAGAAUAUGGUCUAUCAGAUGUAGACUCUCAGGGCACUGGCAGUAGGGCAGGUAGCUCGAAAACUCUGGGACGUGGAAACAGCAAGGGGAAAAGCAAUAGAGGCAAGGGAACUGCGUCCAGGUCGAACAGUUCUCGAAACAUAGAUGAUUUGGGACAUUGGUCUUGCGAAUAUUGCACCUUUGCCAAUGCUAGAUCAGUUGCUGUUUGCCAAAUGUGCCAGCAACGCCGGUGA